Molecule: messenger RNA, 1251 nt
Organism: Rotaria sp. Silwood1
Lineage: Eukaryota; Metazoa; Rotifera; Eurotatoria; Philodinida; Philodinidae
Source: the annotation of a GenBank genome assembly
AUGGCAUCCAUCGAAACACUUGUUUGGAUUACCGAACAAGUUAGUAUAUGUGGAUAUUUAAUAUUAUUAAGCAGUGGAAUUAUUGGUUCAUGUGCUAAUAUAUAUAUAUUUUCUCGAAAACGUCUUCGACGAAAUUCAUGUUUUCAUUAUAUUUUUAUUGCAAGUAUAUUUGAUUUUUUAAAUAUAUCAUUUUCAGUAUCAACUCGUCUAAUGGUUGAUGGAUUUAAAUUUGAUCCAUUUGCAGCAAGUUCUAUUGGAUGUCGAAUUCGAACAUAUAUAGCAUUUGUUGUAUCGUUUUGUCCAAUGGGUUGUCGUUGUUUAGCUAUUAUUGAUCGAUAUUUAUGUACAUCACGUUCAUUUUUAUUACGAAAUUUAAGUUCAGUAAAAGUAGCUGAUCGUCUUUUAUUUAUUAAUUGUUCAUUAUGGUUUUUAAUUGGUAUUCCAAUGUUAGUAGUUUUUGAUUCUAUUCAUGUAAAUUCUAAUCAAGUUACAUGAUCUCUUGUUGGUCUAGUAGUAGGCGAUGUUCAAGAGGCCGGUAAUGAACGUAUCGACGAUCCAAUCCAUGGUGGAAAAUCUGGAAGAAAAUCCAAUCUUCAAAUGGAUCAGUGGACUGGUAAUACAUCGAUGGCACUGUGCCUUGCUUCUUCCUUGAUUACUCAACGUGCUUUUAAUCCGUAUGAUCAGCUAGUUCGCUAUAAAUGGUGGUAUAAAUAUGGAUACUUGUCACCAACAGGACACUGUCUCGAUAUUGACAAUGUUAUGCGUAAUUCACUCGAAGAGUUUUGUCGUCGUCAAACUGAUUUAAAUAGAUAUUAUGGUUAUCUUACGGAGGAUAAAUUAGAUAGAUUAUCGACCGAUGCAAUUUAUCGAUCAGUGGGAUUUGAUGUAAACUGUAGCCGACAAGGUGUCAGUGGGAAUGUAGCACUUGCACGUCUUGCUCCCAUACCACUCCUCUAUUAUCGAACUCCGGCAGUAGCUGUUGAACUUUCAGGAUUAUCGGCACGUCUUACUCAUGGUGAUGAUAGAAUAAUAGACGUUUGUAGAUAUUUUGGAGCAUUGAUUACGGCUGCUAUUCGCGGCGAAUCCAAAGAAGCAUUACUCAGUCAUCGAUUUUAUGACGAUCAUCGAGAUUGGUUUGAUUGGAAAGAUCUUCAUCCAAAUACAAAAACAUCAUCAGCCAAAAAUGCUCACCAAUACAGUGGAAAACAAACAAGAUUCCGGCUUUGUCACUUUGCCAAAGCUGAUGAAUAG